AUGGACCUGCGCCCACCAAGUCGAGAAGGUCUGGCCCGAGGAGCGACCCGAUCCGCAAGUCGAGCCGCGCCUUCUUCCACCCUACCACGGCCGUCGAGCGCAAGUAGGGGCUCCACCGCUGCAGGCAAUGUUGGUGCUGCUUCCCGCUUCGGCUUCUCUGGUGCAGGUGGUGCUCUACCACCCGGCGGCGCGGGCAGAGUGACCAGAUCGGGAGGUCUGUCUUCCAAGAGGGACGCGGAGAGCGCUGGAUUAGAAGAUGCAGCUGGUGAGUGCAUCAAGGAGUCUUCACUGAGACUGUUUCAGAGACAUAACAGAUCCUUCAUGUGAUGCUGUGGACAGGUCCGAGUCGAAAACCGGCGGCCGCUCGCACUUCGGUGCUCAGAUCUUCAGUGUCCGCAUCCAACAAUCCUUUAAGUGCCUCCACAGGUCCUUCUUCGAGCAUUCCUCCAUCCCCUGCCAAAAUCCUCGAGUCAGAAAUAGUCAAAACGGAGCUGGAAAGGCAGAGGCUGCUGCACAAUCAGUCUUACGAGAAGCUUGAAGCGCUCUUUGUAGAAAAGGAUCUGGAGGUGCAAAAGCUUCAAAGGGAAAAGGUGGAGAUCUUCAGGAAUUGGGAGGAUCAGGUGGAGGAGCAUAAAGGCAAAGAGAGCGCUUGGAAAGAGACCAAGGUGAGCAUCGGUGUGAGCUCUUUCGAUACGCACGCCGACACCUUAUACUGUCUGGCAGGCGAGAUUGGAGCAGGAAGUCUCGACGUCGAGAAAGAGCGGGACGGCCGCGUCGAAUGACCUCGCGCUGCUGCAGACGAGGCACGAUAGCCUUGCGCAGCAAUCAAGGACAGAGGUGUCCCAGCUGAAGCAGAGACUCAUCGCGGCUGAAGGGGAAAAUGCAGAGGCGAAAGAGCUCUGGAAACUGGAAAGAGCGGAGAAGGAACGGCUUACGCAAGAGUGGCAGAAGGAAAAGGAAGCGUUGGUCCGUGGAAAGCAAGCGGAAGCGACGAAUCGAGGAGAGGAUCGAGGAUUGGCUGAUGAGCUGCACAAACAAGUCAGCCACGUCAGACAGCUGGAGUCCACUAAUUUGCACUUGGAAAACGAAAACAAGAGGUUCAGGAGCAAUCAAGCUUCCAUCGAGGUGCUGCGUGAGGAGAAGCGUGCGCUGGAAGGACGUCUUGCUAGGUUGCAAGACACGGACAAACGCCUCGCCGAAGCGGAAGUGCGAGUGAUGCAGCUCGAAGAUGAGAAGGAGAAUUGGUAAGUGCGAAGGCUUCGAACACGCGCUACUUGUGCUGACAGAGAUGGAGUCGCCUUCAACUUUCAGGUCGAAAGAGCUCAAAGAAGGUUCUGUCGAAGCAUACACGAAGGCAUACAUGCUAGCGAGCGAUGCGACGCCCAGCUCGAGUUUGCCCACGAUCGAUGCCCCGCCAUCCCUCACACCUUCUAACUUUUCAGACUUUAUCGCGACGCUCCGAGGCUCAUGCGAAGGAUUCAAGCAGAGACUCGUUCAUGUCCUGUCAAAGUUUGAAGCGGCUCAAAUCACUUCCUUGGAAGCUCAGAAAGAGGCGGAAAGCUUGAGAGGGGAUUUUGAGAGACUCAGGGAAGAAAAGGCUGCUCUCAGCUUGGCCAAGCUGCGCGCCGAAAAGAUGGAGCAGAGUGCUCAGGAGGAAGUGAAGCGUCACAAGGCUAUCUUUGUGAGUGUAGAUCAGCAAAUGAUCUUUGCUAUCUACCUAAUUCAUCAACGAAAUUCAUCGCCUCUCUCUACUUUGAUCUGCAGGACACGUAUGAGAUGGAAGCUGCCAAUCACUCGGCUACGUACGACCGUGGCAACGCUGAGCUCGUGUCGGAGCUCGAGGCGGCUGUGCAAAGACUUCAGACGGAAUGCAGCGAGCUCAGUGCUGAGCUUGAAGCAGCUAGAGCACAGGGUCUUGCUGCAUCCAGUCGAGCUGUUCCCGAAGACAGCAAAGAGCGCGAGCUGGCUCAAGCGCAACUGCAGCAAGUGCGCCAAGGUGAGUCCUUGUCCGGCUUUCCGGCGUGCGGUGAGCGUCGUCAACUCAUACAAGCGACAACCAUGGGGAAAAUGCAGAAUUGGAGCAAGGACAAGCGGCAUUCAGUCAGCUUGAGAAGGAGUGCGAACGUCUGGGCAAGGAGAACGAUGAUAUUUGGAGACGUUACAUGGGAGGAGAACAUGCCAAGACGCUUCGAGUGCUCGAAAUGCCAGCUAAUCCAGCUGCUCAGAAGAUGGACUUGAGUCGCAAACGGAUCGAAGCGCUGCAGAGCGAGAACGAGAAGCUGCUGGGCCGCGUGGCGCAGUUAGAGCGGCUCGAAGGUAACAGUGCGCAGCAGGGCGAUGCUGCUUCUGUUACGGCAGCUGAGACGAUGACGAUUGUCAAGGAGCUCAAGUCAUCUAUCGAGGCCAAGGAUAAAGCUCUACUUCGAUUGCGUCAGGUCUGUAGCACGAACAGCAUGCUAUCGCAGCUUCGUGAAGCGCUCAAAGACUGACAGUCACCUUGUGCGCGCACUCGCAGACCUUCAGCGCCAAAGCGCGAGAGUAUCGACAAGUUUUCGAAGCGCUCUUCGGGUACAAGUGCAAAUGGGAGAUGGACGGCCGGGUCAAGUUGACUUCCAGCUUUGCAAGGUCUAAACACGGAACGACUUUGAUCUUUAGAUCGGAGGCUAACAAUGUAGGCGAGAUGAAGGUGACGGGCGAAGCGCUGAGAGGCAUGGCCGAUGUGGAUAGCUUGAGGAGGUAUUGGCUGGAGGGGCAGUAUAAUAGCGUGCCGUGCUUCUUGGCAGCGCUCAACAUUUCGUGAGUAUGCGGUGACACUUGCGCGAUGCAUACAUUAUUGGUUGAGCUUACACGGCAUGGCUGGUGGCAGACUUUUCGAAAACACCACGCGCGCGCAACUUGGCGGAUGGGCGCCUGAUCCGGCAGAAGCUCAAGAGGAGGAGGAAUCAUGA
This is a messenger RNA of Ceraceosorus bombacis, 2948 nucleotides long. Lineage: Eukaryota; Fungi; Basidiomycota; Exobasidiomycetes; Ceraceosorales; Ceraceosoraceae. The record is from the annotation of a GenBank genome assembly.